AGAGAGAAGAUGAGGGAAAGUAAGCAGAGUAAACAAUCAGGCGACAAUCCUAAGGUGAAGGAACGCCGGAGCCUUCCUCCAGCUCAGAGGCCGUACCUGACAGCAGUAACGGAAUCAACCAGAUAUCAGGCAGCUUCAGAUUCGGACUUGAGUAGGCUAGCCGUAUUCAGCCAUUAUCUAUACAGGAACCUACAUAAGUAGGAAAGCUCCAAGUCAAGUUCGAGCAUGAAUUCUCCGUUGCAGCUGGCUGAGAGGAUGGGCUGGUGGACCGGGGGACAUCUGGAGCUGAAGCAGGCAUCACGAAGGAAUUUGGAAGGAGAAUGAGCGCUCGUCAAUGGCUUUAUUUGGCAUGCGUGUCAGCUUCUCCUAUACAUCGACCCCUUGGAGAUGCUGCAAAACCACGAGACAAGACAUUUGUAUAAAGAACCCUGGAGCAAGGGACGGUGUAUAGUAUUUCUCCCAUCAAAUCCCGUCUAUCCACUGACAAUGAAACUCAUCUGGUGCAGCCUUCUCGGCCUCUAUCUCGGACGGUCCCAUGCCUCUCCCACACCCCCCAGCGAGGACUCCUUCUACAGACUCCCCGCCGACUACGAGACCAAACCACCAGGCCACAUCCUCGAUCAUCGCCCCCUCCCACACCCCCUGAAAGACCCAUUGCCCUCAUUCUUCGAAACAGGCCACCAGAUCAUCUACCGCACCACCGACAGCUUCGACCAGCCCACCGCCUCCCUCGCCACCCUCCUCAUCCCCCCCAACGCCAACCUCAGCCGCAUCCUCGCCUACUUCCCCGUCCAGAACUCUGCGAGCAUCGACUGCUCACCGUCCUACGUCAUCGCCGACGGCGUCAACGAGGAGAAAACCUCCGACCGCGUCAUCGAGCUCGUCCACACCAUCGUCCUGGCAGGCGCCCUGAACCAAGGAUGGCCCGUGAUCAUGCCCGACUACGAGGGUUUCGGCGCCGCCUUCAUGGCGAAUCGGCGCGGCGCCUUUGCCGGGCUGGAUAGCAUCCGCGCCGCCCUCGCUUCCUCCCCCUUCACACACAUCUCCGCCGACGCGGUCGCCGUGAUGAUGGGAUACUCGGGCGCAAGCCCCUCGACCGUCCUGGCGGCGGAGUUUCAGCGGAGCUAUGCACCGGAGCUGAAGAUCGAGGGCGUGGCGACGGGCGGGAUCCUGAUGAAUCUGACCACCGUGCUGGAGCUGGCGAUCCCGGCGCCGAACAACCUCCCGCCUGCGCUGUGGGGUCUCGCGAACGAGUAUCCGCCCAUCAACCGGGUCGUGCAGGCGCAUCUAGCAGCAGCCGGCGGGGGUGCGGAGAAAACGGCGGAGUUCGAAGCGGCGCGGGACCAGUGCGCCGGCGCAUUGAAGGAAAACUUCGGCACAGCCAACAUGUCGACGUAUUUCGACAGCCUUGACUUCCUCAACACCUCCGCGGUGACGCGCAUCUUGGACGAGAAUAGCCCCGGCCAGGGCGUCCCUGGCGCGCCGGUCCUGGUCUACGAGAGCACGCACGACGACAAGUCGCCCAUUGGGGACGCGGACGCGCUCGUCCGCAACUACUGCGCCGCCGGCGUGCUGGUCGACUAUAGGAAGUAUAAGGUGGAGUCGCACACGGCGUUGUCUGUGGAUGGCAUGUUCGCGGCGCUUGUGUGGGCCAAGGAGCGAUUCGAUGGCGUGUCUAUGGGCGAGGAAUGUCGCACGUCUGAUCACUUCUCGGCCCUGGGGGCGGAUGCGGCGGCGUUUGUGCCGGAUGCGUUGACGGGGUGGGUGGAUAGACAUUUGGGUACUAAUUUGGGUGCAGCCUUGUAGAAGGAAAUUUGACUGAUAGCAUGGAUAGUCGUGAGUUGGACUGUUGGCAGAGGCAGGUUCAACAGGGGAAGAAAACAGCGGGGGGAAUAAACAACCUCCAUUCAAGAGGAGGAAGAGAAGAAUAGACUUGAAAUACAAACGAUAUUCAUAAAUG
This is a messenger RNA of Aspergillus steynii IBT 23096, 1960 nucleotides long. RefSeq names its product LIP-domain-containing protein. Bases 388 to 1806 code for a protein of 472 amino acids. Gene Ontology annotation, molecular function: triacylglycerol lipase activity. The transcript is spliced from 2 exons. The record is from RefSeq and is a predicted model, not a curated record. Gene Ontology annotation, biological process: lipid catabolic process. Lineage: Eukaryota; Fungi; Ascomycota; Eurotiomycetes; Eurotiales; Aspergillaceae.